Molecule: messenger RNA, 2456 nt
Organism: Cuculus canorus (common cuckoo)
Lineage: Eukaryota; Metazoa; Chordata; Aves; Cuculiformes; Cuculidae
Gene: RFX1
Product: regulatory factor X1
Biological process (GO): regulation of transcription by RNA polymerase II
Cellular component (GO): nucleus
Molecular function (GO): DNA-binding transcription factor activity, RNA polymerase II-specific; RNA polymerase II cis-regulatory region sequence-specific DNA binding
Source: RefSeq, a predicted model, not a curated record
AUGGCAACGCAGACCUACGUGUCCGAGCUGACGGCCACCACACCGACACCGCCGCAGCCGCCGCCCCCCAACGCUGCCGCCGCCGCUGCCUUUGGCACGGAGCUGCCCGCGCCCCCCGCGCCCCCCGCACCGCCCCCCGCGCCGCCCGCGCCCCCCACACAGCAGUUCAUCGUUGUUGCCGUCACCGAGGGCGCGCUGCGGGCCAGCGAGGCGGAAGGCAGCCCCGCGCCCCCCGCCGCCCCCCCGGCCGGGCCCAGCACCCAGGUGCCGCAGUUGCCCCCCGUGCAGCACGUGUACCCCUACGUCGAGGGCGCUGAUGGCUCCUACCCCCCCGCCACCAUCCGCUCGGGUUCGUACCCCUACGCCGAGACGCCGCUGUACGGGCAGAACGCGGGGGCCGCAUAUUUCGAGGGGACGGGGGGGGCGGGGGUGCAGGCCAGCCCCCCCCCGCCCAGCUCGCAGGCCCCCCCCGCCAGCGCCCCCGUCCCCAUCUUCGUUUCGGGGGGCGGGGGGGGGCAGAUUUUGGGGAGCGCCGCUCCUGCCCCCCCACAACAGCCGCCGCAACCGCAACCGCCGCCGCCGCCGGCGCCCCCCCAGCAAAGCAGCGCUGCCCCCCAGACUGCCGCCCCCCAAAACGCCGCCGCCGCCGCCCCCCCCGGCAGCACCUACGUCAUCCAGGGGGGGUACAUGGUGGGGGGGGGCACGCAGGGCUACUCGCACACCACCCGCGCCUCCCCCGCCACGGUGCAGUGGCUGUUGGAGAACUACGAGAGCGGCGAGGGGGUGAGCCUGCCGCGCAGCGCGCUGUACUGCCAUUACCUGCUGCACUGCCAGCACCGCCGCCUCGAGCCCGUCAACGCCGCCUCCUUCGGCAAACUCAUCCGCUCCGUCUUCACUGGACUGCGCACGCGCCGCCUCGGCACCAGGGGUAACUCCAAGUACCAUUACUACGGGCUGCGGAUCAAGGCCGGGUCUCCGCUGCUGCGGCUCAUGGAGGAUCAGCAGCCGCUCGCCAUGCGCCAACAGCCCUUCGCCCAGAAACAGCGGCUGAAGCCCAUCCAGAAGGUGGAAGGGAUGAGCAACGGGGGGUCCGGGGGGGCGCAGCCGGGGGGGGGGUCUCGCGACAUCAGCGCCCAAGUGCAGCAGUACCAGCAGUUCCUGGACGCCUCCCGCUCGCUCCCCGAGUUCCCUGAGCUGACGCUGCAGGAACAGCCGCUUCCCGACGGACUCAGUGCCGAGGACGUCCGAGCCUUCCAGAUGCUUUACCGCGAGCACUGCGAGGCCAUUGUGGAUGUGAUGAUCAAUCUCCAAUUCACGCUGGUGGAGACGCUCUGGAAGAGCUUUUGGCGCUGCAGCCCCGGCGAGGGGGGGCCCUCCGUGCUGGAGGAGGCGGAGAAGCGGCUGCCGCGGUGCCGUCUGGUGGCGUUGGCCAAACUGGAGCCGGUGCGGCGCUGGACGCGCGACUGCGACCAUUCGCUCUACCAGGGGCUGGUGGAGAUCCUCGUGCCCGACGUGCUGCGGCCCAUCCCCAGCGCGCUGACGCAGGCGAUCCGUAACUUCGCCAAGAGCCUGGAGAGUUGGCUGACGGGCGCCAUGGUGCACAUCCCCGAGGAGAUGGUCCGCGUCAAGGUGGCGGCGGCCGGCGCCUUCGCCCAAACGCUGCGGCGCUACACGUCCCUCAACCACCUGGCGCAGGCGGCGCGCGCCGUCCUGCAGAACACGGCGCAGAUCAGCCAAAUGCUCAGCGACCUCAACCGCGUCGACUUCGCCAACGUCCAGGAGCAGGCGGCCUGGGUGUGCCGCUGUGGGCCGCGCGAGGUGCAGCGCCUCGAGCAGGACUUCAAGGCGACGCUGCAGCAGCAGCGCUCGCUGGAGCAGUGGGCGGCCUGGCUCGACGCCGUCGUCGCCCGCGCUCUGCGCCCGCACCGCGGCUCCGCCAGCCUGCCGCGCGCCGCCAAGCUCUUCCUGCUCAAGUGGUCCUUCUACAGCUCGAUGGUGAUCCGGGACCUGACCCUGCGCAGCGCUGCGAGUUUCGGCUCUUUCCACCUGAUCCGACUGCUCUACGAUGAGUACAUGUACUACCUGGUGGAGCAGCGCGUGGCGCAGGCGCGCGGGCAGAGCCCCAUCGCCGUCAUGGGAGAGUUCGCCAACCUGAGCUCCCUCAACUCGCUGGAGCCUGAGAAAGAUGAGGAAGAGGAGGAGGAGGAGGAGAGCGAGGAGGAGCCGCUGCCGCCAGAGCCCCCCGAGCCCCCCGAACCCCCCUCCAAGCUGCCCCGCGGGGACACCCGGGGGCUCUUUGUGCCACCGCUGCCCUCCAGCUGAUCCCCCCCCCUCCGCUUCACCCCCCCCAGCGGCGCCCGGGGGGGCGGGGGGGGCGCUCAGUGCCUUACGCAGCGCCGGGAUCCUGUGCCAAAGCCCCCCCCCCGCAUGCCCCGGACCCGGGGUUAUUGGUGGGG